Lactuca saligna is the source of this 345-nucleotide messenger RNA. Lineage: Eukaryota; Viridiplantae; Streptophyta; Magnoliopsida; Asterales; Asteraceae. The record is from the annotation of a GenBank genome assembly.
AUGAAAAGCAGAGGAGUCGGAGACGUUAAAGAGCUAGAAAGAAAAUUGGAUGGACUGAAGAUAAGAGGGAAGACCCUGAGGGUAAAUAUUGCCCUGCAUGAGAGAAAAGAACCACCCAGGAAGCAGCGAGACAAUGAAACAGGAAACAGAGUGACGGGAGGUCAUGUGAACAACAAAGGAGAAAAGGCAUCAAGAAUCGGAAUUGGAACCCGUGACCAUCGAACCUACGCAGACCUGCUGAGACCAAGAGAUGUUGCCAGCAAUGUCAGAUAUGCAACAGAACCCCCUGGACCUCCAUUACCAACCCCUAUCACUUUACAACGCGAUCCGGUUACCCACAGCUAA